CGGCGUCACAAAGGAGCCAGAAACCAGGAAGCAGCCCGGCCCCACGUGACGCCGCCUCCCACAGGCCUCCCAGGGAGGCCACCCCCUUGCCAGCAGGCACAACUGAAAACCACCGUGACCCAACCUUCCCAGAGCUGAGACCAGAGGCUAAGAACGCUCCGGUGGCCUAGGGUUGUACUGUGCCCAUGCCUUUCUGGCUCCUCAAGUGCCCACAAGUCAGAAGGAAGUGAACUCACAGGAUGCAGGGAGCCUGGCUGAUGGGGAAGCCGCAGAGCCCCGUGGGGCCUGGACACAGGCGCUGGCGCUUCCUGGAGGGCGGGCUGCUGCUGCUGCUGCUGCUGCUGGCCGCGGCCCUCGCCGCCCUGGGCGUCCUCUACAACAGAGGGAAGCAGCUGUCCCCCAUAUCUAGCCGCCCGUGCUUCUCCAAGGAAGAAAGGACCAUUGUAAACCGAGAACCCCGAGCAAUCAGAGGGUCCCGGGAGGCUGAGGUGUGCACCACCCCCGGCUGUGUGAUGGCGGCCGCCAGGAUCCUGCAGAACAUGGACCCCUCCAAGGAGCCCUGUGACGACUUCUACCAGUACGCCUGUGGGGGCUGGCUGCGGCGCCAUGUGAUCCCGGAGACCAACUCUCGCUACAGCGUCUUCGACAUCCUACGGGAUGAGCUGGAGGUGAUCCUCAAAGGAGUGCUGGAGAACUCCAGUGCGCAGGACCGGCCGGCCGUGGCAAAGGCCAAGACGCUGUACCGUUCCUGCAUGAAUGAGAGUGUGAUAGAGAAACGGGACUCCCAGCCCCUGCUGGACAUCCUUGACAUCGUGGGAGGCUGGCCAGUGGCCAUGGACAACUGGAAUGAGACCGUGGGCCCGCGGUGGGAGCUGGAGCGGCAGCUGGCGGUGCUGAACACGCAGUUCAACAAGCGUGUCCUCAUCGACUUCUUCAUCUGGAAUGACGACCAGAACUCCAGCCGUCACAUCAUCUACAUAGACCAGCCCAGCCUGGGCAUGCCGUCCCGUGAGUACUACUUUCAUGGAGGUACCAACAAGAAGGUGCGGGACGCCUACCUGCAGUUCAUGACGUCAGUGGCUUUGAUGCUGAGAAAGGACCUGAACCUUCCCACGAACAGCUUCCUCGUGCGCCAUGAGAUGGCGCAGGUGCUGCAGUUCGAGACACAGCUGGCCAAUGCCACGGCGCCCCAGGAGGAGAGGCAUGACGUGACCGCCCUGUACCACAGGAUGGAUGUGGAAGAGCUGCAGAACAAGUUUGGCCUGAAGGGCUUUAACUGGACGCUCUUCAUACAAACGGUGCUGUCCUCCGUGCGGAUCAAGCUCCUGCCGAACGAGGAGGUGGUGGUCUAUGGCAUCCCCUACCUGCAGAACCUCGAAGACAUCAUCGACCUCUUCUCGCCCAGGACCAUGCAGAACUACCUGGUCUGGCGUCUCGUGCUGGAUCGCGUCAGCAGCCUGAGCCAGCGCUUCAAGGAUGCGCGUGCCAAGUACCGCAAGGCGCUGUACGGGACCACGGUGGAGGAGGUGCGCUGGCGGGAGUGCGUCAGCUAUGUCAACAGCAACAUGGAGAGCGCCGUGGGCUCGCUCUACGUCAGGGAGGCCUUCCCCAGGGACAGCAAGAAGAGGGUCAGGGAGCUCAUCGACAAGGUGCGGGCCGUGUUCGUGGAGACCCUGGACGAGCUAAGCUGGAUGGACAAUGAGUCCAAGAGGAAGGCCCAGGAGAAGGCCAUGGGCAUCCGCGAGCUGAUCGGCUACCCUGACUAUAUCCUGGAGGAAAAGAACAGGCACCUGGACGAGGAGUAUUCCAAUCUGAACUUCUCAGAGGACCUGUACUUUGAGAACGGCCUGCAGAACCUCAGAGCGGGGGCCCAGAGGAGCCUCAAGAAGCUGCGGGAGAAGGUGGACCAAAGUCUCUGGAUCAUCGGGGCUGCAGUAGUAAACGCCUUCUACUCGCCAAACCGAAACCAGAUCGUGUUCCCAGCUGGAAUCCUGCAGCCCCCCUUCUUCAGUAAGGAGCAGCCACAGGCUUUGAACUUCGGGGGCAUCGGGAUGGUGAUCGGGCAUGAGAUCACACACGGCUUUGAUGACAACGGCCGGAACUUUGACAAGGAUGGCAACAUGCUGGAGUGGUGGAGUAACUUCUCGGCGCAGCACUUCCAGGAUCAGUCACAGUGCAUGAUCUACCAGUAUGGCAACUACUCCUGGGACCUGGCGGACCAGCAGAACGUGAACGGCUUCAGCACCCUCGGGGAGAACAUCGCUGACAAUGGUGGGGUGCGGCAGGCCUACAAGGCUUACCUCAAGUGGAUGGAAGAGGGCGGCCAGGACCAGCAGCUGCCCGGCCUGGAGCUCACCUACGAGCAGCUCUUCUUCAUCAACUACGCCCAGGUGUGGUGCGGGUCCUACCGGCCCGAGUUCGCCAUCCAGUCCAUCAAAACAGACGCCCACAGCCCCCUGAAGUACAGGGUGCUGGGCUCACUGCAGAACUUGGCAGCCUUCGCGGACGCAUUCCACUGCUCCCUGGGCACCCGUAUGCACCCCAAGGGCCGCUGCCGUGUGUGGUAGCCACGGCCAAGCGGCUGUGCAGCCCUCACCCACCCGCUGCCCAGCAGCUGGCGGGACCCUGCGUGCACCCGUGCCCCACGGCAGAUGGUGCCUGCCUGGCCUGCGCCCCAGCAUGGAGUGCAGCCACCCGGGUCAGCAGCAGUGCCCAGCCGGCCCAAGGGCCGCCGAAGAGGGUCUGCGCCCCCAUGGCAGCCCCGCAGACAUGGCCAACCGCCUCCUGCCCACUUGCCAAAGCGCCUCGUCUUCCGGGGUCCAGUGCUUAACACUCGAGCUGAGUAAACGCUUCAAAGAA
Molecule: messenger RNA, 2859 nt
Organism: Ochotona princeps (American pika)
Lineage: Eukaryota; Metazoa; Chordata; Mammalia; Lagomorpha; Ochotonidae
Gene: MMEL1
Product: membrane metalloendopeptidase like 1
Exons: 25
Coding region: 240-2567 (775 amino acids)
Biological process (GO): protein processing
Cellular component (GO): plasma membrane
Molecular function (GO): metalloendopeptidase activity
Source: RefSeq, a predicted model, not a curated record